GAUUUACAAAACUCUAUAAACUCUUUCCAAAGUGUAUAUGGUAACUACUCAAAUACGACACAGCCAGCGACAACACCACUUGUCAUAGACCCGUUCUGAAAGCUGCUAGAUGAGCAUAGUGGGCUGGUAGCAUGUUGUCUUUUUUGGACGACAACAAAUGUGACAGUGGGCUGGUAAUUUGGUUUAUGUGAUGCACAUGCCUUGCGAAUUGCAUCAAGAUCAAAGAGAAGUACUUGGUAAAAUUGUCCUUCACUAACCCCAUCCUUGUAGAAUAUAAUUCUCUCUGGCUUAUAUCCAGUAGCUCGGCGGAAGGACAUGAGCCACUCUUUUAUCAUGCCACCAUUUAGAUUCCCUUUAAGAGGGUCUUGCCACGUUUUGUAAAGGUCUUCAAUGAGCUCUUGCCGGUGCGCUUCAUGAGCAGUAACUAAACAACUCUUGCCCGAAUGUUUGCUAUGAAAAUUAGCAUUCAAGCUAUAAUUGAUGGUCAUAAAGUAUGCAAACUUUAAACAUGUUUAUUUUUUCUAAACUUGGCAUAAAUUAUUCUUAUUUAGGAAAUAACAAUAACUAUAAAAACUAAAAUACAAAAAAAAACAGCAAAAAUGAGAUAGGAACUAUAUGGGGUAAAUUAUACUCCCGGAGUACACCAACUUCAUAACGGCGCGCGAGCUUCCCUUUCACUAAAGGAAUUUCUUCUCUCUCUCUCUCGAUCGAUUUUAUUGACUAGGAAUGGCGGAGACCUGGCCUGCGGCGGUGAGGGGCGGAGCAGCGGUGUGAGGCAGUAUGUCAGGUCAAAGGUGCCUCGACUCCGGUGGACUCCCCAUCUUCACUCCUGCUUCCUCCAUGCCGUCAAUGCCCUUGGUGGCCACCAUAGUAAGCACCGCUUUCUCUUUCUCUAUAUCUCAUUCUCUCUUUAAAGUCUUUUUGGGAAUCAAAAUUUUAUCAGGUUGCCGGCGGCAGAGGCAACGCCGAAGCUGGUGCUCCAAAUGAUAACAUUCCCGACCUCCUAAUGUCUCAUGUUAAAAGCCAUCUUGAGGUUUGUAACACUCCUUCCGUUCUUUUUUAAAUGCAACAUUGGACUUUUUCUACUAUUCACAUGUUCUACUUUGACUCAAUUUUAUUUAUUAAUGUAUUAUAUAUUAAAUUUGUAAAAAUAUUGUUAAAUUCCUCACGUUUUGAAUUUUGAAAAUCUAUUUUUUUUUAAUUUUUUUUACAAAUAAGGGAUGAAGAUAUUAAUGGUCAAACUUGUGCGUUGUCAAACGUGAAAAGUGGACCGUUGCAUUUAAAAAAGAACGGAGGAAGUACUACCUCCGUCCCAAAAUUAACUUCUCAGUUUGACUUCACACAGAUUAAGAAAAUAAAUUUGACUUUACUGUGGAGUGCACUGUUUUGCACUGUUUAAACACUGUUUGGACACUGUUUGGCACUGUGCGACACUUUUUUGAUGUAGAUUAUUUGCCAAAUAAGGAAAGUUUUGAAGUGUGAAGUUAAUUUGGGAACUGCCCGAAAAGGAAAGUGACAAGUUAAUUUUGGAACAGAGGGAAUAUUUUUUUUUUAUUUCCCAUCUCAUACGGAGUGCGAAGUAUUUUGUAUAUAUAUGAUCAUUUCUUUCGGAAACAGAUGUACAGGAGCUUGAGGCCUGGUUUGGUAGAGCAAGGUAGUUUCUUUUUCAUGCUUAUCUUUUCCAUUUCUCAUUCUCUCUCUAAAGUCUUUUUGGGAAUCACCAUUCAAAACAUUCCCGACCUCACCAUCUCUCAUGUCAAAAGCCAUCUUCAGGUUUUAAUAAAAUUAUUUAUUCUCUUUUGAUGAAGUUAAAUAAAUCAAGUCUCUUUAUUUAUUCUUUUUUGAUUUCCCAUCCUUUUUAUAUCAUGUCCUUUGGAAACUAAUGUACAGGAGUUUGAGGCCUCGUUUGGCAGAUCAAGGUAGUUUUCUUUUCAUGCUUAUUUUUUCUAUUUCUUUUCAAGAUCGUCAUUCUAAAAUUGGAUUGAUUUCUUUUUAUCUUUCGGUUUUUGUUUUUUCUGGCGGAGUUAUUGAAGAUUCUCAAAAUUGGAAAAACAAACAAGCCCUUGCUAGUACAGUCAACGGGAUGAUCCAAAAGCAUUCACAAUGGGUCUAUGACAAGUGGUGCUGUUGCUCGCGGUGUCGUAUUUGGGUUGUUACCAUAUACAAAUUUUGGAAAGAGUUUAUAGAGUUUUGUACAUCUACUAUGUUACUUGAUUUGACCGAGGAUAUAGACUCUUUUUUUGCUAAUUGUUCGUUUCUUAAGUUAUUCGAUCCGGCCCUUAUCCGACCAUUACAAUAGUGAAAUCACUUAGUUCAUUCCAUCAUUGUUGGAUCGGCCCCUAAGUUACAAUUUAAAUUUUAUUUGGCAGAGAGGACAAUUAACAUUUUUAAAUUCUACUGAACCAUAUACUUGAAAUAAAGUGAUUGGCACAACAUUGAGC
This is a messenger RNA of Cuscuta epithymum, 2441 nucleotides long. The record is from the annotation of a GenBank genome assembly. NCBI's taxonomy places the organism in Eukaryota, Viridiplantae, Streptophyta, Magnoliopsida, Solanales, Convolvulaceae.